Molecule: messenger RNA, 1299 nt
Organism: Eimeria acervulina
Lineage: Eukaryota; Apicomplexa; Conoidasida; Eucoccidiorida; Eimeriidae
Product: phosphoribosylpyrophosphate synthetase, putative
Exons: 4
Coding region: 1-1299 (432 amino acids)
Biological process (GO): purine nucleotide biosynthetic process; 5-phosphoribose 1-diphosphate biosynthetic process
Cellular component (GO): ribose phosphate diphosphokinase complex; cytoplasm
Molecular function (GO): ribose phosphate diphosphokinase activity; magnesium ion binding
Source: RefSeq, a predicted model, not a curated record
AUGGUUGGGUUCGCCCGGCUGGUCCGGGCGUGUCGCCUCUCCUCUUCCCCUGUAGGUCAUUCUGUCCUAAGCUUCAACAGAUUCCCUACUCGAAUUGCAGCAAUAGCAUGUGCUGCCGCAGGUUCGGUUUUGUUGACAACGGUUUUCGAUACCCGCGCGGAGUCCCCCGUCUUAUGCGAAGGCAUCCACUGCGAUAAGAGCCAUGAAAACCCCCUCUGGAGAUCCAGGGAGAGUCAGCCGUUCACGAGGAAACUGGGGGACGCGUUACUUUUCACAGGAACGGCGAAUGAGCAUCUGGGGUCUGCCGUAGCCGAGAGGCUCUCUACCCGUUUAGGGAGGGUUUCAGUUGGCCGAUUCGCUGAUGGAGAGGUGAACAUUCAAUUCCUUGAUUCUCUUCGAGGGAAAGAUGUAUACAUUAUACAACCCACCAGCACUCCAGUCAACGACCACCUCAUGGAACUGCUGCUGAUGAUUUCAACUUGUCGCCGCGCCUCUGCAAAGAAAAUCACUGCCGUCAUCCCGUACUUCGGAUAUGCUCGGCAAGACAGAAAGAUGAAUAGUCGCGUCCCAAUCUCAGCGGCGGAUGUUGCGCGUAUGAUGGAGGCCAUGGGCGUCGACAGAGUCGUGGCUGUUGAUCUGCAUUGCGGACAGAUUCAAGGUUUCUUCGGUCCUCGCGUACCGGUAGAUAAUGUAGAGGCGCAGAUCGUCGGGUUGGAUUAUUUUGAGUCAAAGGAAUUGGACAAACCCGUCGUGGUUUCCCCAGAUGCGGGAGGCGUGUACAGGGCGCGCAAAUUUCAAGAAGGAAUGGUUCGCCGCGGCUAUAAGGAUUGUUCGAUCGCCAUGUUAAUUAAGCGACGCAUCAAGGCGAACGAAGUGGAGAGCAUGGAUCUCGUGGGUUCGGUUGAGGGGCGCGACGCAAUCAUUGUGGACGACAUGAUAGAUACAGCCGGUACACUCGUGGAGGCCGCAAGGGAGCUAAAGAAGAAAGGUGCAAGAAGGGUUUAUGCAUUUGCGACACACGGGCUAUUCAGUGGGCCUGCGAUAGACAGGAUUCAAAAAAGUGCACUGGAAGAGGUCGUCAUCACUGACACGAUCAAGGCGCGGCCAAUGGUAACGAGUUGUAAAAAGAUAAAGAUUCUCUCAAUUUCCAUAUUGUUGGCGGAUGCGAUUCGACGGAUUCAUCAAAAGGAGAGCUUGAACGACUUAUUCAACUUCGCCAGUGCAUCACGAUUGCCUACGACUGCAGCUUCAGGCAGUGAAGCUUCACAGCCCGCGUCGACGAGUGGGCAGACGGGCUGA